CUUACUCUUUUGAAAUGGGUUGAACCUGCUGAUUAUGACAGACCCAGAUAACAGUCUGACGGCCAUAGAUUGGCUUCCCAAUCUUAGCAUAAGCAUGUUGACAGCAUCUAUUGAAAGCGAAUUUCCUUUCGAAAUGGAUUGUUGGGACUCUAUGAGUGGAGAUGAUAAUAAAACUGAGUCUGACUGUGGGUCUACGCCCUACCAACCAGAUAGCAAACCGCCUUAUAGCUACGCAAGCUUGAUUACUUGUGCUAUACAAAGUACAUCGGAAAAGAAAAUGACACUGAGUGAAAUAUAUCAAUGGAUUUGUGAUAACUUCCCUUACUAUUGCGAAGCUGGGAGUGGUUGGAAGAACUCGAUUCGUCAUAACUUGUCACUUAACAAGUCUUUCAUGAAAAUUCCCCGAUCUCGAGAUGAGCCAGGAAAAGGUUCUUACUGGUGUCUGUCUAAUCAGGGUGAUGAUCCAGAAUGCAUGCCUUCAGCACCUAAACGACAAGCUUUGUGUUCUGAAAACAAUACACGCUGUAUGACACAAGUGCAAGCUAUGUCAUCUGACAUUAAUAACAACAGCAUUACAGAUAAUCGGACUGAAUUCCUCCAGUUCACAAACAUCAGUCAUAAUUUAGACGAUCAAAUUAAUAGUAAUAGUAAUUCUAGUGGACUAAACCAUAAAGCUCGCCGAAAUAGUCGAAUGCGUCAAUUUAGCCCGACGUAUUCUGAAUACAAUGUAGAGAAUAAAAUUAUGCAUGAAAAAGAUGAUGUCAACACUUCUACUAAUACAGUUCAUAAUGUUUUACACAAUUUGAAUAAUAAUAGUACAAUAUCUGGUACAGUCAAUCCUAUUUUAUCCGCUUCAUGUAAUACAUCUAAUGCUUCACUGAACCAUGACAAUAAUGAUAAUAAUCUGAGCCUAACUAAUCAUAAUAAUGCCAUAACUCGAUCAAAUGAUCACUUAAUAAGCUAUAAUCCUCAUGUUAACACAUUUUCAAUUGGUUCAAAUUCAUUAACUCCAUUUACCAAUACAGACCUAUUUUCACAUCGGUGUACUACUACUACCACUACUACUAACAAUAAUGCUAAUAACAAUAUUAGUGGUGGUAGUAAUAAUGAUAAUGACGAAAAUGCAGAAAAUAAUAAUCAUAUUAUGUAUAAAGGAAAAGUUUCUAUUCCAUGCAGUGCCGUCACUAGUCACAAAUCUUCUACCACUAACAGAGAUGCUAGUUAUAUAACUUUAUCCAGUAAUACGUGUAAUAAAAUAUCUUUUAACAAAGUCAACCAACAGACCACUUCUCUCUAUUAUCCAUCUAAUCAUCAAGUUAAUGCGAAUAUGAGAAAUGAUAAGCUGUACACACUUCAACAGUUAGAUACAAAGCAAUAUAUGCCUGGUAUAUCUGAAGAAUUAGUGCAUACACCUUUUAAUACAUCAACGGCAUCAACAAUAUCAAACGCACAAAUAAAUUCGACCGAUUGUCAUGUUCUGAGUAACAACAACAAUAAUCAACAUAAUUAUACAAGAAACAGGAGCAAUAAAAGUGGUAUGCAUGAAAUGACUAAUUUUGUAAAUGAAGAUAACAGUUCAACUGGACCAUUACUGUCAUCGACAUCAUCAUCGUCAAUUGUCGACUUUUAUAUGAUACAGUCAGAUCAUUCAUCAAAUUUACAACAACAACCAGAUAACGAAAUUGUACUAGUAGAAAGAAGAAAAAUCGUAGAAGAAGAAGGCGAAGAGGAGGAAGAGCAGGGUGAAAAUCAGUCACUGAAAUCAAGUUUCUCUACUGGGGAGUUAGAUUUAAGCGCAUCAUUUAAACAUUUAUAUCAUGCACUUUUUGAUAAUUCCGAAUUGUCACAUCCAAUUUUGGAUCUUCAGAAUACAACGGCUGCUUCAGAGAAUCCAAAUCAAUCCUCUUUAUCAUCGAAUAAGUUAACUGAAACCUCAUUCAAGGAUGUAACCACUGAUUCACUUGGCAUAGCUAAUAAAGAGAAUGUUAUGACCUCUAGUUUAAAUACUACUGCUAGUAGUAAUAGUGGUAAUAGUAGUGUGCUAAAUUCAACUCAUCAUAUGUGGGAUUUAUCAACAGAUCAGAACUUUUUGUCUCCCUAUGCAUCACCUUCAACCGCUUCAUCAUUUCGAUCAAGUUAUUCUCAUGGCAAUAAUCCUGAUCAACUGAGUAAAUCGUCGAAUAUAAUAAAGACGAAUCAGUUAUUAAAUAUUAAUAACACUGAUGCAAAUAAUAAUUCAGUCAAUUUAAACUAUGUACUACAGAAAACGUUACAAGCUGCUACGAAUUUUGAUUGGACCAGUGUCAAUCUUGAGGAGUAUCCAGAAUUAAUAUCUAAAAUACGCAGUGUCAGUCAAAAUCCCAACAGUCUGACGGUUGAACAAUUAAUGGAAUUGAAUUUAACACUUGACCAGUUGUUCAGUCAAAUUCAACAGAAUGCAUCACUUGGCGACACGUCAAUCACUCCUUCCACCUCUAGUGCUUCUGCUUUUUCUUCUGCCGUCUCAUUACCGUCAUCAUCAUCAUCAUCAUCGUCAUCUUCUUCUCUACCUGUUAUUAAUAAUUUUUCAACAAGAUUUCAAACAUACGAUGGAAGUUAUAGAAAAAGUCAACAGAAUCUGGAUAUCACAGGAAUUCAGACACAAACUACUGAAUGCAUGACUGCUGUCAGUAGUGACACCAGUGUCAGUGGGAAUGCUCCGAAUGCCAGUCUCCAUUACCAUCUUAAACAACAAUUAAAUGAUAACAGUGAGUAUGCCAACAAUGCAUCAUUACAUAAUUCGCACAGUGUACAACUUUCCUCAAAUUUUCAUGAGUUGGAUUGUAACAACAAUGUUGUCACACAGACUGGAUUGUCAUCGGUAACUGAUAGUGUGAACAAUAAUGUUACUAACAACAAUAAUAAUAAUAAUAGUAGUAAUAACAAUAAUAAUGAUAAAAGCAGAAUCAAUUCCCUCUUAUCUGAUCUAAAUACUUAUGAGCAUGUUUCAAAUGAUUUUUUUAAUUCCUACAUUCAUUGUAAAGAUUUAAGAGGUAAUGUUAUUUUGACAAAUAAUAUUAACAGGGACGCUAGUCGUGAUAACGUAGGAAAUGUUACUGCAACAUCAGCUACAGAUGUAAACAACACGUGCAAUCCCAACACUAUUACUAACAAUAUGAAUAUUACUAGUCAGUCAUCAUUGGACCAUCACAAUCAUCAUCAUCAUCAUAAUCACCAUCAAAACCUUGUCUGGACUUCAGUUAAAGUCGAUAAUAAUAUUAAUAAUAAUAAUGAUGUCAGUGUGCCGAAAACAUCUGGGUAUAAUGAUAACUAUUCAACUUAUGAAGAAUCUAAUAUUCCUUUUUCUACUUCAAGUUACCAUGAUAAUGAACAACGUCACAAUCAUCACAGUAACCAUCAUCAUCUUCAGCAUCUUCACCACGACCCACACCACCACCAAGAUCAACAUACACUUCCCCAAGCACCACAUUCCCAAACACAACAACAACAACAACAGCAUUCAGAUGAAUUCACGACAAAGUCGACAAGAAAUAUCACUUUCUUACAUGAUCAAACAUCUGAUUCACCAAGCAUUAACAAUAAUCCUGUUUCCUUUUAUUUUACUCCUCUUCAAUCAGACAAUUUUAUAAAUUCUUCACUACAUGGAAAUACGAAUGAUUCUGUGUAUGCAGAAUUACAAAGUAACACUAGUACUCCUAUUACUACUACUGCUGCUACAAGUGAUAAUACAAAAGCUCCACAGAAUUUUAUCAAUCUAGUCACGGUUCUACCACAAUCUUCUACAAUGUCAUCAGAAGUACAAAAUGAGUCCUUGGCGUCAUCAUCGCCAUUAUUGUCUAAUCGAUUUUUCCACGCACAUGAUCAAUUCACUCAACACAAUCCUCGAUAUCAUAUGUUACUUAGUGCCAGGAAUCAUAAUGAUCAUUCAAAAUCGUUUAAAAUGCAUAUCAAUGGUGCUGAUGACGUUAACCACUCCCCUUUAAACAAUCACAGUCAUUUACAACAGAAUGAAAAUUUUGAACAUAAUAAUUGUAAUAGUAAUAACAAUGGUAAUAAUGUUACUAGUACUUCAUUUGAUCAGUUUCAAAUUUGUAGCAAUGACUCCUUUUUGUAUCACUCAAACAAAAAUAAUUUAUUGAAUAUUGGACAGAAAACCACUUCGAAUGAAGAAAUACACCACUUUAUGCCAAAUGCUACACAACACUGUACAACAGAUUAUAGAUUUCCUUUUAUACAGAAUUUUAUGACUACUAGUGGUAAUUUAUCUACUUGUCUUAUUACGAAUACGACUACUAUGAAUACUAAUCAUACUAUGGCUACUUCUACUAAUUCUACUGAGAUUACACAUUUAUCAUCCUCUUCUAACUCGCCGCCUCAGUUGUCCACUGAAUAUCCAGGAUCGUCUUCAUCGUCAUCCUCAUCCACAUCGUUACUUAUACAUAACCGGAACAGAUUGUUCAGUGAUAUGAGAUAUUCAGGCCUAUGCCAACAGUCUUCUAUAAUGCCAGUCAGUCAACAAGUGGAACAGUGUAACCCAGUCAACAUGAUCAAUUCUUUUAGCAUUCAGAAUACCACCACUGGAAAUAAUUCUAGUAGUGGACCAGAAGAUUUUAACUGGGAUACGAUUGUUUAGAUUUUAGAUGCUCCUUACUUCCUCUUCAACUGCUCUGCCUAGAGCACAGUUGAAUGUAUUGUUGAUAUUUCUAUUCCUUGCAAUAUUCUAUUCUUGAUGUUGUGUUCACUUGUUUCACUACUCCCCCUUCCCACAGAGGAUUGUUUCUUCGGCUGAAUAUUAUUUAUAGAACAACUGCCAGUAGUAGUUAUAUAAUAUUCUCUUAAUAUGCACAUAUCACCGUUGUUCUGCUUUUUUUUAGUAAAAUUCCGGGGUGUUUUUUGCAUUUACUUAUCAAAACCUUUUAAUUUUAUUUUUUACCUUACUUACAUUUGUUUUUAUUAUUGCCUUUCUGUUCCGUUGCUACCGAGGGCAUUUAUUAUUACUUAAUUUGUGUGUCAGCGUAAUUUGUGAGCAAUAUUUUCUUUCAAUGCUUCAAUGUUUGUUUUUCAUUUUUUCGUUUAUUUAUUUACUCAUUUAUUUUAACUUCUGUCUAUGAAACAAGAGACAAUGACUUUGAAAAUUUGUGAUUUCAAUAUUAGACUAAGUGACUAUUCCUAGGUGGUGGUGUACACAUAAACACACAUAUCAAUAUACAGAUAUCCAGAAAUUGCCUUUAAUUAAUAUGUUGAUUGAAAAGAGCCCAGAGUGCAUAUCGGAAUUGUGCAGUUUUUUUUGCACUGAAUGUCCACUUCUUUUCUCUGCCUUCUUUUCUUUGAGGAAAUGUUAUCAUCCUAUCUGAUGAUUUCUGAUCUCAUUUUUUUUUGGAUUUUCACUUUUUAUUUUAAUCCAUCUUUUUUUAUCUGUGAACACUUAUUUUACAGUGUAAUUUAUCGCACACAUAUCAUACAUAAACAUUACUACUGCUUUUGGUAGUAAUAAUAAUAAUAAUGUUAACUAACCAAGCUGCCUUGUGUGUAUUUACCAUCUUUCCUUAAUUCUGAAAUGAAUGCUGUCCAAUUAAUUCUCUAUUGCAGCAGGAAUGGUAAAUCCACAAGGUCAACUAUUUUUAAUCUUUUAGAAUUAAGCUACUCACAAGUAAUCGAAAUUGUGUUGAUAAAUUUUCAGAGGACACUUCGAGUCUUGUUUUGUCAGUAUAUUAUUAUAAAAUGAUCCUGACGAAAAUAACCCACUGUGUAAAUGUUCUAUUCAUUUGAGAAUAUUACUCAUUAAAAUACAUAUCUGAAUUCUUUCUUUUCUCUUCACCUUCUUAUGCUGAGGUUUCGCUUUGUCUUUUUUCUCUUAUAAUUAAUAAAUAUGGCAAUCUCAUGUUUUUUUUUUAUUUUUUACUAAUUUCUACCCCACUGCACAUAUCAAUGAACUGAUAAAUUUAUCCUUUUUUGGGUUUUUUUGUCUCUCUCUUUUUACACUGAUUUUGAGCGCUGCAAAUGAAUUAUGGUAUCAAGUUUUUUUUCUGUUUUCACUUUUCAUAAUUUUCGUGUAAUAUUUUUUCUCUCCCUACACUUGCCCCCGCCCACGUAACGCCCAACCAAUCUCCUCAUCGUGCACAAUUAUGAAUGGUGUUAUUUGUCUUUUCCCUUUACCUUGUUCCACACAGUUUAGAUGUCUUUUAUAUUGGAAAGCAUUUCUAGAGAUGAACCCGUUUGUUUGUUUUUUAUUGUCUUACAAUUGGUUGUACACAAUUUCAAACUAGACGAAGUUGUUUAAAUAUGAAGAUUAUUGUGAAAAUUGUUCCCUCCUAUUCGUUGUUGCCUUUUAUUUUAUUUCCUGUUGUUGUUAUUGUUGUGGUUAUUACUACUGUUAAUAUUGAUAAUAUUACUAUUGUUAUUGAAAAGAAAUAAAGUAAGAUGUGAAACUCCUCCAUGU
This is a messenger RNA of Trichobilharzia szidati, 6439 nucleotides long. The record is from the annotation of a GenBank genome assembly. NCBI's taxonomy places the organism in Eukaryota, Metazoa, Platyhelminthes, Trematoda, Strigeidida, Schistosomatidae.